This is a messenger RNA of Phytophthora infestans T30-4, 669 nucleotides long. RefSeq lists its product as uncharacterized. NCBI's taxonomy places the organism in Eukaryota, Oomycota, Peronosporomycetes, Peronosporales, Peronosporaceae. The transcript has 3 exons. The record is from RefSeq and is a predicted model, not a curated record. Bases 1 to 669 code for a protein of 222 amino acids.
AUGUACUGGAUUGUGGAAAUUCCUCGCUGCACGACGCGCCUUGGGGCACCCGACUUCUGGCCGGAGACGUGUGCAGAGCGACGCAGCCAUACACGCGCCUUCCUCCAUUUCCAUGCCGGUCUGGAAGCUACAAGUACUGGUAAAAAAAACUGGUCUGCAUUGCAGCCGUUUUUCGUCCUGGUGUCGGCCAUUUUCGCUGUGAACUGCUUCAGUAUCACUUGUGCCAAGGAACAAGUCACACUCACACUGCUUGACGACGCUGUGGAAGGUGCCGUCGGUAAAGUAAGCCAGAACUCGGGUAAACUCAGAGGUGCAACCAGUGCAACAGCGACCGGAAAUGCCCUUGUUAAGGCUCAAGAAGCUGUCAAACUUGGUUCAACUUCUACGAAGAACUGGGAGAGUGCUAUCGUAAAGUUCGAAUCCGGUGCGAAGCUAAAACCCCUGGAUACAACCUCAGGAAAGUGGAAAGGAGACUUCGAGAAGCUGAAGGCGGUAGGCCAAUUCAAGAACGCCGACGAGAAGCAGUUCGUGAAACUCACAGAGGAUGUCGCACAAGAGGUUGCCAAGAAUCCGUCCAAGUGGCGCCAUAUCAAGAAGGUGCUGGAGAUUACGUACGGCGUUGGACUGGCAGCACUUAUCGCUGUUGGUUUAAAUUCGAUGGCUUCAUAG